AUGUUGCGAAAGCAAUCUGGAGCUUUAGUUCUCAGAGUUAUAGCUGUUGGUUUUAUUGCUGUUACUGUGAUAAAUAUUUACCUGAGGAGUAAAUCUUCGUUUAAAGGAACAACUACUGAAUACAAUUACAAAAAAAAUGACAAAUGGAUGAAAUUUCUUACUUAUUCCUGUAUUGCUAAUUGGUAUCCAAGGAUGCAAAAUGUAAUCAAAGAAAGCAAUUUAAACGAAUGUGUGCCUCUGAUUCAACAACAUUUAUAUGAAAAUGUGACAGAUAAGUUGCUGAAAAAUAUGAUAACCAAAUGUUUUCACAGCAGUAUUAUGAAAAAUCCAGUUCUAUUUAAUAUAUCAUUUAUUAAGGAAUUUGUGAAAAAUUUUAGCUGUCCAUCGCCAAAGUAUUUGAACACUCCAAGACCACUAGUUGCCUUAGCUAGUUACCCAGGUUCAGGAAACACGUGGACAAGAGAACUGAUAGAGGCAAUAACAGGUACAUUUACUGGCAGUAUAUACACUGACUGGAACUUUAAAGGUUCAAAAUUGUGUCCAGCUAGAGGAAAUGUAUACAUCGUGAAAACUCACAUUCCUAGUGAUAAAGCCACAAGUCAUGUAAAAUGCAGAGAGAUUGGUGUUUCUACAUUGAAUUACACAAAGGCUGUUUUUAUACUGAGAAACCCAUACCAAGCUUUAUUGGCAGAAUUUAAUAGGCAGCAUUCAUUAAAAUACAGUGGGAACCCUGGUGUUGGCAUAGCUUCAAAAAGCGAUUUUAAUACGUCGCGUAAGUAA
Molecule: messenger RNA, 780 nt
Organism: Mercenaria mercenaria
Lineage: Eukaryota; Metazoa; Mollusca; Bivalvia; Venerida; Veneridae
Product: WSC domain-containing protein 1-like
Exons: 2
Coding region: 1-780 (259 amino acids)
Source: RefSeq, a predicted model, not a curated record